AUGGGGCGCCGGAAGAGCCAGAGAGCAUGCGCGACCGCCCCGCGCAUGCUCAGUAGCGCGCGCGGCGUCCCAGCUCUCCGUCGACGAACCGCGAGUGACGCGGAGGUGUCCGCGGCUGCUGCGGGAGCGACAGGAAGUGAGGCGGCCCCGCCGGGCUACCGCGGCGGCCGUAACCGGGGCGGAAAAGGCGCCGCGGCGACGACGUCGUUGUUAGGGGAAGUCGAGAGAGCAGAACACCCAGGGGACUUGCCCGCUCGGGAGCCGGAUUCCCAGCCGGGCAGGAUGGAUCAUCAUCAGUUGGGGACUGGCCGCUACCAGGUGCUUCAUAAUGAAGAGGAUAAUUCAGAAUCAGCUGCUGUAGAACAGCCGUCCACUUCAAACUUAACACACCAGACUGUGGAGGCCACUCCUUCCUCACCAGUAGUUGAAACUGACUCUUCUCCUCCACCUUAUAGUAGUAUUACUGUAGAAGUACCUACAACUUCAGAUACAGAAGUUUAUAGUGAGUUUUAUCCUGUGCCACCUCCCUACAGUGUUGCUACCUCUCUUCCUACAUAUGAUGAAGCUGAGAAGGCCAAAGCUGCUGCAAUGGCAGCUGCAGCAGCAGAAACAUCUCAGAGAAAUCAGGAGGAAGAGUGUCCACCAAGAGAUGACUUCAGUGAUGCAGACCAGCUUAGAGUGGGUAAUGAUGGCAUUUUUAUGCUGGCGUUUUUCAUGGCAUUUAUUUUCAACUGGCUUGGAUUUUGUUUAUCUUUCUGUAUCACCAAUACCAUCGCUGGAAGGUAUGGUGCUAUCUGUGGAUUUGGCCUUUCAUUGAUCAAAUGGAUCCUUAUUGUUAGGUUUUCUGAUUAUUUUACUGGAUAUUUCAAUGGACAAUAUUGGCUUUGGUGGAUAUUUCUUAUACUUGGCCUGCUCCUCUUCUUCAGAGGAUUUGUUAAUUACCUAAAAGUCAGAAACAUGUCUGAAAGUAUGGCAGCUGCUCACAGAACAAGAUAUUUCUUCUUACUAUAGAGACUGCAUCAACCCAACAUUCCUUUCUUAUACCAAUGUGAAAUUUCCAAAUCAUCUGUAAACCUGCAACUUAAUAGGAUAGAAGACUGCUAAAAACAGAAGAAAAAUUAGUGAACAAAAGAUGCAACUUCAAAAUUGAAUGGCAGGGUGGUUUAUGCUUAAAAGCCAUUUCUGUUCAGUCCUUUGUUAUUUAUAUUUCAUUUGUUUUAUUCAUUUGCAUAUGUGCCUACUUAGAUUUGCGUAUACUUGAAAGAAACCAUAAAGUUGUAGCUGGAAAGUCCAGUCAUAUUUGGUUAAUCAGUGCUUGAUAUAAUUGAAAGAGUUGAGUGAUAAGGUCUUCUAGCAUGCACAUGCCAUUGGCUUCUGACUUGAUGGUUAGUGUAAUAAAAAUGACAAUCUUAACCGUGUCAAA
Messenger RNA from Castor canadensis (American beaver), 1423 nucleotides. It is a transcript of the gene Ndfip2, whose product is annotated as Nedd4 family interacting protein 2. The record is from RefSeq and is a predicted model, not a curated record. Gene Ontology annotation, molecular function: WW domain binding. Gene Ontology annotation, biological process: positive regulation of protein ubiquitination; metal ion transport; ubiquitin-dependent protein catabolic process. NCBI's taxonomy places the organism in Eukaryota, Metazoa, Chordata, Mammalia, Rodentia, Castoridae. Gene Ontology annotation, cellular component: perinuclear region of cytoplasm; endoplasmic reticulum; Golgi apparatus.